UUGGAUUUUUAUAAAAUUUUUAAAUAUUUUUAAUUUAAACAAGUUAUUAACAAAAAAUUUAAUUAAAAAUGAAAGUAUACCCUGAAUUAACAAAUUCUCGUCCAAUAUUUAGAGUUAUACCGGAAGAAUUAAAUGAACAUUUACAUGCCUUGGGUGCUCCUCAUUUGGAUUCCUUCAAUGAAUUAAUUGACUAUGGUUUGGCUAAUGUGGCCAAACAUAUGACACCCUGCAGUUUUAAGACACCAGCUGGCGAAAAAGUCGACUUGUAUGUGGAAGAUAUUAAAAUCGCAAGACCCCAGGUGCCUUUGUCAGUGAUAGAUGUCAAGGAACGCGAUAUUUAUCCCACCGAGGCCAGGCAAUUGCAUAAAUCGUAUACGGGCAUGUGUUCCGUUAAAGUGGGCUGGCGUGUGGAUGGCAUAGAAAAGGCAUCCAUUGACGUGGAUUUGGGUGAAAUACCCAUUAUGUUGAAAUCGAAAGUUUGCAAUCUGGGCAAUAAGUCACCCGAACAAAUGGUUAAACAUGGUGAACACGACUCUGAAUGGGGUGGUAUAUUCAUUGUCAAGGGUAAUGAGAAAAUUAUACGUAUGUUGCUGAUGAGUCGUCGCAACUAUCCCAUUGCCAUCAAGCGUAGUACUUGGAAAGAUCGUGGAGCCAAUUUCAGUGAAAUGGGUAUUAUGAUAAGAUCUGUGCGUGAGGAUGAGACCUCUUAUAACAAUGUCUUGCACUACCUGAACAACGGCACCUGCAAGCUUAUGUUUUCGAAUAUGAAAUUCAUGGCCUAUGUGCCGGUAUGUUUGAUCGUAAAAUGUUUGACAGACUCUACGGAUGAAGAAAUCUAUAGUCGUUUGAGUCGCGGCUACGAACAUGAUCAAUAUUAUUUGAGUUGUGUCCAGCAAAUGCUGCGUGAUGUUCAUGACGAGGGCUUGCAUACAUCCGGUCAGUGUAGGGAGUAUUUGGGCCAAAUAUUCCGUUCAAGAUUCCCCGACUUGCCUGAAUGGACAACGAAUAAAGAACUUACCGAUUUUAUAAUGCAGCAGAGAAUAUUGAUACAUUUGGAAACGAAUAAGGAAAAGUUUGAUUUGCUGAUAUUUAUGAUACAAAAGUUGUAUCAAUGUGCUCAGGGCAAUGCAAAAAUUGAGAAUGUCGAUUCGGUUAUGAUGCAGGAAGUGUUGACAUCGGGUCAUUUAUAUCAAAAAUUCUUGGCAGAUCGCAUUGAUCUUUGGAUGCAAUAUGCUAAAAAGUCGGUGUUGAAAAAACUAAACACACCAGAUGCUUUAAUAAGCUCCAGCAUUUUGACUGCUACUUUGCGCGGCAGUGUUGGUGUGGGUCGUGCUAUGGAAUCAUUUUUGGCAACCGGUAAUGCACCCUCACGCAGUGGUCUUGGUCUCAUGCAAAACAGUGGUUUGGUAGUUAUGGCCGAAAACAUUAAUCGCAUGCGUUAUAUGUCACAUUUUCGAGCCGUACACAGAGGUUCAUUCUUUACCACCAUGAGAACGACUGAAGCUCGUCAAUUGUUACCCGAUGCCUGGGGUUUUAUUUGCCCGGUACAUACGCCUGAUGGUACGCCUUGUGGUUUAUUGAAUCAUUUAACGGUGACUUGUAGAAUUUCCACUAUCCCAGAUGCAAGAUUAGUAGAGAACAUACCCAAAACUUUGGUAGACAUGGGCUUGAUACCCAUAGAUUCCGAAUUGAAAGAUCAUUCCAGUAAGCUGUUUGUGGUUUUCUUAGAAGGCAAACUUUUGGGCCACAUACGACAAGCUGAUGCCACAAAAAUAGUGGAUAAUUUAAGAUUGCUAAAAAUUGAAGGCAAAUUACCCGAAAUGAUGGAAAUUGCUUAUAUACCCUACAAAAAGAAAGGACAAUUCCCCGGCCUUUAUUUGUUUGUGGGUCCUGCCAGACUUAUGCGUCCUGUUAGAAAUUUAGCCUUAAACAAAAUAGAAUUUAUCGGCUCUUUGGAACAAGUCUAUAUGGAAAUUGCGGUGGACUUGAAAGAAAUGUAUCCAGGUUUUACCACUCACAUGGAGUUAUCUAAAACAGAUUUUAUGAGUAAUUUGGCUAAUUUAAUUCCCAUGCCGGACUACAAUCAAUCGCCACGUAACAUGUACCAGUGUCAGAUGGGUAAACAAACCAUGGGCACUCCCUGCCUAAAUUGGCCCAAACAAGCCGCCAACAAGUUGUAUCGUUUACAAACACCCUCGGCUCCCUUGUUUAGACCUGUUCAUCACGACAACAUACGUUUGGAUGAUUUUGCUAUGGGCACAAAUGCCAUUGUGGCAGUUAUUUCCUAUACUGGCUAUGACAUGGAAGAUGCUAUGAUUAUUAAUAAAUCAGCUCACGAACGUGGUUUUGCUUAUGGUUCCAUUUAUAAAUCAAAAUUUUUAGAAAUGCGUGGCACUAGCUAUUUUGCACGCAAUCCUCAUAUACCUGAAUUGGUUAAAUAUUUGGAUAAUGAUGGCUUGCCGCAAGCUGGAACAAAAUUUACACAUGGCUGUCCUUUCUACAGCUACUACGAUACUGAGGAAUCCACUUAUAAACUCAUAAAAAUGGACGAAAAAGAAGAUUGUAUUGUCGAUAGUGUAAGAUAUUGUGGUAGUUUUAAUGCUAAUUCACCACGUAUGGUGUGCGUUACCUUGCGUAUACCACGUCCACCCACUAUUGGUGAUAAGUUUGCCUCGCGUGCUGGUCAAAAAGGUAUUUGUUCGCAAAAGUAUCCAGCCGAAGAUUUGCCCUUCUCCGAAACCGGUCUUAUACCCGAUAUUGUAUUCAAUCCUCAUGGUUUCCCCUCUCGUAUGACAAUUGCUAUGAUGAUCGAGAUAAUGGCCGGCAAGAGUGCGGCCUUGCAUGGGCUGGUGCAUGAUGCCACACCCUUCCGUUUCUCGGAAAAACACACAGCCAUCGAUUACUUUGGCAAAUUGCUAGAGGCUGGUGGCUACAAUUAUUAUGGCACAGAACGUUUGUAUUCGGGUGUCGAUGGCCGUGAAAUGACUGCUGAUAUUUUCUUUGGUGUUGUGCAUUAUCAACGUCUACGUCACAUGGUGUUCGAUAAGUGGCAGGUGCGUUCGACCGGUCCUGUAGACGCUAUAACCCAACAACCGAUAAAGGGUCGCAAACGUGGUGGUGGUGUACGUUUUGGUGAAAUGGAACGUGAUGCUUUGAUAUCGCAUGGUGCUUCUUUCCUUCUACAAGAUCGUCUCUUCCACAAUUCUGAUAAGACUCACUCCUUGGUGUGUAAUAAAUGUGGCAGUAUAUUGGCCCCCUUAAAGAAAAUCGUUAAACGUUCACAAAACACCGGUAAAUUGCAAUCGGUUCCUGAUACUUGUCGUCUGUGCGGUGAUGGUGCUGGUGUUGGCUAUAUUGAGAUUCCCUGCUCCUUCAAAUAUUUAGUUACCGAAUUGAGUUCCGUUAAUAUUAAUGCUAGAUUUAAAUUGCUGGAAAUUUAAAACAAAAAAUACUUUAGUUUGUUAAAAAUCUAGUUGUUACUUUAAUAAAAAAAUAUAAUUAAUUUGUAUAAAGUUUAUUGGUUAAAAAUAAACUCUAAUGAAAGUUAAUUUUUUAAUAAAAAUACAUAUUUUUAUAACAAAAAUAA
Molecule: messenger RNA, 3586 nt
Organism: Calliphora vicina (urban bluebottle blowfly)
Lineage: Eukaryota; Metazoa; Arthropoda; Insecta; Diptera; Calliphoridae
Gene: RpI135
Product: RNA polymerase I subunit Rpl135
Exons: 6
Coding region: 69-3440 (1123 amino acids)
Biological process (GO): DNA-templated transcription
Cellular component (GO): nucleus; RNA polymerase I complex
Molecular function (GO): DNA binding; ribonucleoside binding
Source: RefSeq, a predicted model, not a curated record